Messenger RNA from Balaenoptera ricei (Rice's whale), 3629 nucleotides. It is a transcript of the gene INAVA, whose product is annotated as innate immunity activator. Bases 300 to 1937 code for a protein of 545 amino acids. The record is from RefSeq and is a predicted model, not a curated record. Gene Ontology annotation, biological process: adherens junction maintenance; positive regulation of protein ubiquitination. The transcript has 11 exons. NCBI's taxonomy places the organism in Eukaryota, Metazoa, Chordata, Mammalia, Artiodactyla, Balaenopteridae.
ACCUGGUUCCCCUGGCCGGGCAGCCUGGGAGGGACACAGGCGGGACCGGGGGAGGGACAGCCACCGGCCAUCGGUGUGGAGCGGAACCGGGUCAGAGAGCCCAGGGCGGCCUGGGACACCCUGAGGUGACAUGCCAGGCCCCUCGGUCCCCUGACUUGGGACCAGGGGGCGUUUCCCGGACUCCUGGACUAAGAGCUGGAAGCAGCUGGGGAAACUCCAGGCUACCUGCACAUCCUGGCCCAGGCUGGGAAGGGUGUCGGCCCCUCCUCCUCUGUGCCCCCUCCUCCCAGAAGUCCACCAUGGAGAGCAAGGAUGAGGUCAGCGACACCGACAGCGGCAUCAUCCUGCAGUCCGGCCCCGACAGCCCGGUGGCCCCCGUGAAGGAGCUGACCCACGCGGUGCGCAAGCAGCAGAGGGCCCUGGAGGAGCGGCUGGAGGCCUGCCUGCAGGAGCUGAGGCGGCUCUGCCUGCGGGAAGCGGAGCUGACGGGCAUCUUGCCCGCAGAGUACCCCUUCAGACCGGGGGAGAAGGCCCCCAAAGUCCGCCGCAGGAUCGGAGCCGCUUACAAGCUGGACGAGUGGGCCUUGCACAGAGAGGACCCACUGAGCAGCCUGGAGCGGGAGCUGGCCCUGCAGCUGCAGAUCGCCGAGGCGGCGCGGCGCCUGUGCCGGGAGGGGAACCUGGGCCGCCAGGCGCGCCGGCAGCGGAAGCACGCGGUGCAGCAGGAGGAGACGAAGCUGCGGGAGCUGCAGCGCUGCCUGGGGGAGUGGCAGCGAGGCAGCGGGGCCCCUCCCGCCCUGGCCCCAGGCCCAGAGCUCGGCGCCUCAGAUGACAGCUCCCUGUUGGACGGGCUGCUCCGUGAGGAAGAGGCAUCUCAAGUGCCAAAACCUCCCCCAGAGUCCCCAGAUGCGCCUUCCCGGCCUCUCCCGCCCCAAAGCCUCGAGGGGCUGCAGCCAGCAGGCCUUGACACGGGGGGCCUGGAGAGGGCCCCCAUCCAGAACAGCCCCUGGAAGGAGACAAGCCUGGACCACCCCUACGAGAAGCCCAGGAAGUCUUCCGAGCCCGGAAGCGAGUCCAGCAGCCCGGCCAGCACCCCGCAGGAUGGGCCCAGCGCCUCCAGCCCUGCCUCCUGCUACGUGGUCGCCGUCCGCAACGUUCCUGGGCAGCGGCAGGGCCGCACCAGUGCCCCGGCCACCCCUGAGAUGCAGGGCAGGAGGGGCCAGUCACAGCCCCUGAGGACCGACCCCUUACGCGCGGACCCCGACGGCAGGGGUCGCAGCGCCCUCCCGCGGCGCCGCCCCACUUACUACACGGUGACUGCACCCGCGCCCGUGCCGUGCCCCGCCUGCCACUCGUGCUCCGAGGACAGCGGCUCCGACGCCUCCAGCCUGUCGCACCCGACGCCGCCCGGCAGCAGCAGCCCCGACAUCUCCUUCCUGCGGCCCCUGUCCCCGCCCGCGCCGCCCCGCCCGCGCGUGCCCCGCGGCCCCCGACUCCGGCCGCCCCCCGCCCCCGCCUGCCUGAGGGCCGCGCGCUACCUGGUGCUGGCCGAGGGCCGCCCGCCGCCCGGCCAGUGGGGCGAGUGGGGCCCGGGCCGCGGCGAGGACGCGGCCGCCCCGCGCUGGCAGCGCCCACUGCCCGCCCACGGCCGCGUGGCCCGGACGCCCUCGCUGCGCGACAGCCCCGCGGGCCGCGGGCUCAGCAAGGCGGCCGUGUCUGAGGAGCUCAAGUCGUGGCACGAGCGGGCACGGCUCCGGAGCUCGCGCCCCCACUCGCUGGACCGCCAGGGGGCUUUCCGCGUGCGCAGCCUGCCGCCUGGCGCCGAGAGCUUCGCGCGCACGCAGGUGCCCACCGUGUGUGUGCUCCGGAGAUCGCCUGAGGGGGCCCCCGUGCAAGUGUUUGUACCUGAGAAUGGAGAGAUCAUCAGCCAGGUGUGACCCUGGGCUCCGGACACCGCGGCUGGCUGGCCGAAGAGACUGCUUCCCAGCGGGGCUGGGGCUGAGACCGCCCACCCUUGAAGCCCUCUUCGGCUCCCCUCCCCCAUCGCAGGUCGAUGACCUGGAGCUGAGACUUUUUUUUUUUUUUUUACCAGUUUUUGUUCAGAAGCUCUGGCCUAAGGAUUUAUAUUUGUGGUUUGUCCCCAAGAUCCCUGUAAUAUGACAAUGCUUUAUUCCCCAGAGACAGGCCUACCGGACUCGAGGCCUUGCCUCUGACUAACAGCAUCUGUCUCCGUGUGCAAGACGUGUGGUAGGGGACGCAUCCCCAGAGAACAGCCCCUGGCCCUCCUGCCCCACUGCUGCUGGGGGCUGCACCUCCAUCCCCCAUUUCCCAGCUCUCAGGCUGUAGGGGUGCCUGGCCUGGGGGCGAGUCCUCCCCUCUAUAAUGUGCUCUGUGAUGCACGCACCGAGAGCUAGGUUAAAGGUCAGUGUGUCCUGGCAGAGUCUUGUCUUCCUGGGCCCUGCUCUUUUCCUGACCCCGUGACUUCCUUGUAGGGACCCCUGUCACUCUGUGCGCCCUUGUCCUGAGGCUCCCAGCAUCGACCCAGACCCAGGAGCCUUGGGUUGGAGGCCUCUCCAGACUGGAGCAUCAGGAGGCCCUGGCCGGGAGCUGAUCACCUUCUCUGGGCCUCUUGAGGACUUGCAGGCCACCACCCCGCUUCCUCUGAUGUCUUUUCGUCAUCAUCCUAAAAGCCAGUACUUUACACGUGCUUUUGGAAGGGCGCCCCCUGUGGCGUGUUCCCAGGGCCAGGGGUGUCAUUGCUCCUUCUCCCCACUCAGCUGUGCUUCUGCCCUGAGACCGGAUUUCCUUGAAGGAGGGCAAGUCCUUGAUUUUACAGACGUGGGGACACCCGCCUUGCAGGAUGUUAAUGAAUCAUCCUAGUGCUGAGACCUGAGGCCUGGAAACUGGCCAUGCUAAGACCGUCCGUGGUCCCGGGCUCUCAUCCUUGGGCCUUUGCUGCCGGGUCAGAUCCCAAAAUAGGGAUCCUGCUCCCAGGAGAGAGCCGCUGAGCUGAGGCCGGGAGGGCUGGACGCACCAAGCGCUGAUCUUCCCACAUGGCGCCCUCUGUCUGUAGGACGGGGGCUACACAGACAGCUCGAGGCUCUAAGAACUUUGAGGCCUGACCCGGACAAGGCACAGUUCUCCCACUGCCCGGGGCGGGGGGGCCCGGCCGAGGGGUCGGGAGCAAGGAGGGGCCUGAGGGGAAGCCUGCAUCUCUGUGCUCCUCCCGGCCCGCAGCAUCCUGGCUCUGGGUCCACCUGCCCCAUCGUGUUGACUUUGGACGCUGUUCCGUUGCGGUUGGUGUCUGAGCCCGUUGCCCUCGUGCACAGCCUCUGCCCCCUGCCCACCCGGGUCCUCCCGGAGCGCAGGGCUCCUCGGGCUAGUGCCCUCCACGCCUGCAAGUCCUUCGCAUUAAUUUACCAGUCCUGUGUGAUGCCUGGUGCACCUGAGAAGUGGCUGUGUCCUCGGCUGCGGGGCCGGAGCGGUGGGGUUUCCGUGCAAGAUACUCCAAUAAAGUCUGUCUUUGUGAGGCCGAGCUGCCUGCCCUGGCUGCCGCCCCCAGUGUGCAGAUGGAUUCACCUCCCAACAAGCGAAAACUAAACAAGGUCACCUUUUCACCGUUGGCUGGC